AUGAACGCUGGAGGUUCUGACCUGUUUGAGUCUUAUGAACAAGACUUUAGCCAAGUUGCUAGGUCUAUUGAAGUUAUAAUAAAUUCCACCAUUCCUUCACAAUCUGGAGAAAAACGAAAGACUACUAUACGAGCCGCCGAGCGUGAAAUUGAAGAGGCCGAUGAAAUUAUAGCUCAAAUGGAAAUGGAGCUGUUGAAUUUACCACAAUCAUCACGCUCACGUUGUCAAGCUAAAAUGAGGAGUUACAAGAGCAGUCUUGAUAAAUUGAAACGUGAUUUGAAAAGAGCAAGUUCUCGUGCUUCUGGACCAACAGAUCGUGAAGAAUUGCUCGCUGGUACAAAUGGGACAGAUCUUGAUAGUGCUUCGUUAGAUCAACGUGCUCGACUUUUAUCUGGAACCGAACUUUUGGCUGAUAGUAGUCGUAGAUUACAGGACAGUCAUAGAAUUGCCUUGGAAACUGAAACGAUUGGUGCCAAUGUUUUGGAGGAUAUUCGUAGGCAAAGAGAUCAAAUCUUACACACUAGGAAUACUUUAAUGGAAGCGGAUUCUUACAUUGAUAAAGCUCAACGUACCCUCAAGGAAGAAGGAUCAGGGUCAUCAGAACAGGAAUAUACUAGACAAGAUUCAGAAGAGGAGGAGGAAGAAGAAUCAAUUACUCAAAACAAUCAAGAAUCUGAUGAUUCUGAUUCGGUUUCCUCUGAGGAAGAAGGCGAAGACGGUGAAGAAGUUGCAUUAGACGAUUUAUCUGACCAAGAAAUCGACGAAGAUAUCAUACCUCAACAACAUGUAACAAUAAAUAACAAGUCAGCAUUAAAAAAAAUUCAACAAGAAAUUAAACUUGAUUUACCAUGGAUUGAAACUCAAGUGAUAACGUCUUCAGAACCGAUAGUCAUCAAAGACAUCAAUAACGAUCAAGCACUUGAAGCAGCUACAGAAGGACGCAAAAAAGUUGUAGAAUCAGGUGUAAUGUUCUCUAGACCUGAUGAUUAUUUUGCUGAAAUGGUAAAAUCUGAUGAACAUAUGACAAAAGUACGUCAAAAGUUAAUUAAUGAAGAACAAAUGAUCAAAGUAAGCGAAGAUGCUAAACGCCAACGUGAAUUAAAAAAAUUUAGUAAAAAAGUUCAAAUUGAACGUUUACAAGAGCGUCAAAAACAAAAAAGGGAAGAUUUAGAAAAAAUUAAAGCUAUGAAAAAGAAAAGGAAAGGUGUUGAAGAUACGGCUGUGGAUGAUGAUUUUGAAAUUGCCCUUGAAGAAGCUGCUGCUGAAGAUGAUAGACCUCCGAAUAAAAAGCAAAAAACUAGCAAAAAAUCUAAACGCACCUAUAAGGAUAGUAAAUUUGGAUUUGGAGGAAAGAAGCGUCAUGCUAAAACAAAUACAGCCGAAUCCUCUGGUGAUUUAACAGUGUUUGGUGGAGGAGGGAAGCCUAUGAAAAAAUCAUCAUUUAAACCAAAGAAGAACGUUACGAAGACGCGUCCCGGCAAAGCUAGACGUCAGGCUUCAAGGAAUAAAAAGCGAUAG
Funneliformis mosseae is the source of this 1518-nucleotide messenger RNA. NCBI's taxonomy places the organism in Eukaryota, Fungi, Glomeromycota, Glomeromycetes, Glomerales, Glomeraceae. The record is from the annotation of a GenBank genome assembly.